AUGGCUCAGUUUUGGAGAGAGAAAGCAAAGCUUCAGGUGCGACACUCUUGGGAGCGGAAGGGAAGGUCAGUGGCCUGGACCAACGUGGAGAUGCGGUGUUUGCUGCUCUGCGGGGUGUCCAUCGCGCUUCCAUGGUACAUCAGAGCAGAUACGUGCAAGGACAUUGGUAUGCAAGACGAGACGCCUUCCAUUGGCCAGCCCUUUGCUUUCAACUGCACUUACCCUCCCAUAACAUUUGGGAACGUGAAUGUACUGUGGUAUAGAAAUUCUAGCAAAAUCCCAGUGUCCCAAAACACAGAUUCUCGAGUUCACCAGGACCAGACCUGGAUUUUGUUUCUCCCUUUGACAUGGGAGGACUCGGGCAUCUACCAGUGUGUCAUAGAGGAAACAGACAGCUGCUAUCAAAUACACAUAAACCUAACAGUUCUGGAAAGAUAUUGGUGUGACACUUCCAGAAGGAAUGUACCUACUUUAUCAGAUGAGUACAAACAAAUAUUGCAUGUUGGACAAGAUGAGAGUUUGACCUGUCACCUGUACUUUCCCAAGAGCUGUGUUUUGGAUUUAAUAACAUGGUAUAAGGACUGUGAAAGGAUCGAGACGGACCGGUUUACUUCUUUUGGAUCCAAACUUUUUGUGAGCAAUGUGUCAGCAGAGGAUAGGGGGAGCUACGCAUGUACAGCAAGACUGACACAUCUGGGGAAAGAGUACAAUAUAUUAAAUGUCAUCACUGUAAGCACCAAAAGAAUUGGAAAUGGAGGAAGAAUCCCUAAAAUCAUUUAUCCAAAAAACAAUUCAAUUGAAGUAGAACUUGGCUCCCUGCUCAUUGUGGACUGUAAUAUAACGGACACAAAGGAAAACACAAACCUGCGAUGCUGGAGGGUCAAUGACACGUGGGUAGACGAUUACUACAGCGAAUCCAAGCGCGUCAGGGAAGGAAUUGAAGUCACUGUUCCCUUUGAAGAGUAUAUCUUCUACACAAUGAACAUCACUUUCUUAGAGGUGAAAAUGGAAGAUUACGGCCUCCCCUUCACAUGCCAUGCUGGAGUGUCUGCAGCAUAUAUUAUGUUAACACUUCCAGCCCCAGAUUUCUGAGCGUACUUGAUAGGAGGGCUUGUGGCCUCGACAGUGGUGAUUUUGUCUCUUGUGUGUACCUACAACAUCUUUAAGAUCGACAUAGUACUUUGGUACAGAAGUGCCUUCCAUUCUGAGCGGGCUCCUGAAGACGGAAAGUUGUAUGAUGCCUACGUCUUAUACCCCAAGAUACCAAAAGACAGCCAGAGCCAUGAUUUGGACACCUUGGUGCUGAAGAUCCUUCCUGAAGUGCUGGAGAGACAGUGUGGCUAUAAGCUAUUUAUAUUUGGCAGAGAUGAAUUCCCCGGACAAGCUGUGGCCAAUGUCAUUGAUGAAAAUGUUCAACUCUGCAGGAGGCUGAUGGUCAUUGUUGUCCCUGAGUCUCCAAGCUUUAGCAUGCUAAAGAACAUGUCGGAAGCACAGAUCGCAGUCUACAAUGCCCUGAUCCAGGAUGGGAUGAAGGUCAUUUUGAUUGAGCUGGAGAGAAUUGAGGACUACUCCACCAUGCCCGAGUCGAUUCAGUACAUCAAACAGAAGCACGGGGCCAUCCAGUGGAGGGGGUGUCUCACAGAACAGUCACAGACAGCCAAGGCUAAGUUUUGGAAGAAAGUGAGGUACCACAUGCCACCCAGAAGGUACCCCCCAUCUCCUCCUGUCCAGCUGCUGAAGCACGUCCCUUGCGACUGUGCACCUGGCAGGUUGGAGACCAAUGUGGAGCUCAUCACCCAUUGACAGAUAGCUCAUCAUCAACAGGAGGCCCACAGCUGGGCCAAGAUGCAUUUCAUUAGCCCUGUCUGACCUUGAAUCUUACAGUUGGUUAUGUGCUUGUGCGAUGGCUUGUGUUCCUUGUUUUGGUCAAAGCUGUCUCUUUAGAGAAAGAUUUCGCCUCUUAGGCACUCG
Molecule: messenger RNA, 1971 nt
Organism: Ochotona princeps (American pika)
Lineage: Eukaryota; Metazoa; Chordata; Mammalia; Lagomorpha; Ochotonidae
Gene: IL36R
Product: interleukin 1 receptor like 2
Exons: 11
Biological process (GO): regulation of inflammatory response; signal transduction
Molecular function (GO): interleukin-1, type I, activating receptor activity
Source: RefSeq, a predicted model, not a curated record